AUGGCUAGUGGUACCAUCGUUGCGGCCAUGGCGCCGCCGGCUGGCCAGACGUCGAAUUUUGUUGACCCGCCUUACUGUGGUAUCAAAUUUCUCGUUGUGAACUGUGUAUUUUUGCCCUUGGCUGUUGUUGCUUUGGGUGUUCGGGUAUGGACUCGAGCUUUUGUGGUGCGGAGCUUCCGCUGGGAUGACUAUCUUAUGGCUAUGGCUCUUAUUCUAUCAUGUGCCCUGACAGGUGUGACAUUAGAUAUGCUUAAUUGGGGGUUGGGUAAACACAUGUGGGAUGUCCCCGCAACUUCCGUGACGCCAUGGUUUCUCAAGCUUAACGUCAUUUCGGCUAUUCUCUAUUGCGCUGCUACCGGCUUCACCAAAGUCUCCGUUCUCGUUUUCUACCUCCGGAUUUUCCCCAGUCGAAACUUUCACAUUUGCGUUUGGGCCAUUGUGUUUAUUGCGAGCGGCUACGCGAUCGCUAGCAUUCUCGCCAACAUUCUCAGCUGCAGUCCAAUCGCCAAGGCAUGGGACUUGACUAUUACAAGUGGGCAUUGUAUGAAUAGACCGGUAUUCUACUUUGCGAAUGCUGGACUGGGUAUAUUUACGGACUUCGCUACUGUCGUGGUGCCGAUACCGUGGCUACGCCCACUGCAGAUGCCUUUACGGCAGAAGAUUGCUGUCGGAGGUAUUUUGGCUAUGGGAUGCUUCGUGGGAAUUGUCAGCUGCAUCCGCCUGGCGUCGCUUCACGAGCUCUUGGAGAGCCCCGAUUUGACCUGGGCAACUACCAACGCACUGAUGUGGUGCACAAUCGAGCUCAACCUUGGAAUAUUUGGUGGCUGUAUCACAGCGAUCAGACCCUUCAUCCGACAGUACUUCCCGCGUCUGUUAGGUCUGUCAUCUGGCGGAUAUGGCUCAAGCUCUCGGAAGCAUGCCCAUCAGCUCAGUUCAUCACCCAGUCAGCGACCCGACUUCUCAGGCCGCGAGCAUCAGUAUUCGGCAACGCUCACUACGCUCAGGGGACCUGAUAAUGAUAGCGCAGAACACAUUCUCUCGAAACUGUCUUCCAAUCAUGGCAAAGACGCAGAUGAGCCUGCUGGCAUUGUUCGAACUGUUGAAUUCGAUGUGGAAAACACAUCGCGACCGGCGCCAUGA
This is a messenger RNA of Penicillium atrosanguineum, 1140 nucleotides long. Its product is annotated as Capsule synthesis protein CapA. Lineage: Eukaryota; Fungi; Ascomycota; Eurotiomycetes; Eurotiales; Aspergillaceae. Bases 1 to 1140 code for a protein of 379 amino acids. The record is from RefSeq and is a predicted model, not a curated record. The transcript has 8 exons.